This is a messenger RNA of Portunus trituberculatus (swimming crab), 471 nucleotides long. RefSeq lists its product as uncharacterized. The coding region runs from base 1 to 471 and encodes 156 amino acids. Lineage: Eukaryota; Metazoa; Arthropoda; Malacostraca; Decapoda; Portunidae. The record is from RefSeq and is a predicted model, not a curated record. The transcript has a single exon.
AUGGUACUCUCUGAGACAAGGAGGCCUGGCAGUGGCGAGACCAUUAGCAAGGCUUUUACUUACUAUUGGUCCGGCAUGAACAAUGGUCAACAUAUCAAGGGGGUAGCCAUAGGUGGCUUUAGGAGACUGCAGCCGUCCGUUGUAGAGGUUACUCCAGCUGAUGAGCAUAUAAUGCCACUAUGGAUGAAGUACAGUGUAGGUUCCAUGUCUGUGGUUGCAGUAUACGCUCCUAUCACGUUGUGUGAAACUGAAGAGAAGGAGACGUUCUACACCAAACUCGACUCUGUAUUGGACUAUUGUCCCUGUCGUGAUUCACUUACUCUCUUGGGUGACUUUAUUGCUGUCACUGGCACUAAGAGAGCCGGCUACGAGUUAUGUGUUGGUCCCCAUGACUCUGGUACAAGAAACGACAACAGCUCUUUCUUUCCGAAUCUUGCAAGAUCCAGAAAGUUGAGAACUGCAGGUUCUUAG